This is a messenger RNA of Exserohilum turcica Et28A, 1257 nucleotides long. RefSeq lists its product as uncharacterized. Gene Ontology annotation, molecular function: cullin family protein binding; zinc ion binding; ubiquitin protein ligase activity. NCBI's taxonomy places the organism in Eukaryota, Fungi, Ascomycota, Dothideomycetes, Pleosporales, Pleosporaceae. Gene Ontology annotation, cellular component: anaphase-promoting complex. Gene Ontology annotation, biological process: anaphase-promoting complex-dependent catabolic process. The coding region runs from base 1 to 996 and encodes 331 amino acids. The transcript is spliced from 2 exons. The record is from RefSeq and is a predicted model, not a curated record.
AUGCAACCAUUCUUUCCACAUGGUAGGCUGCUCCUGGUCAGACCAGUCUGCGCACUGCUAACCGCAAUCCAGCACUGCAUCUUCUCGUGGUUGAAGCAAGAGAGCUCCCUGGAAAAGUGCCCCAUGUGUCGUCAGCGUAAGCCGGAACCACCUCCAAUACCUCGCGCAACCCCAUCGCCACGGUCCAAGCCCCUUGAUCUCCCGGAAUAUCCUCCAGGCGACGAGCCUAACGAGCAACAGGAGCCUUACGAUGCGCCCGAGGAGGAAGACGACAUACCCUAUCCCGAGCCCAGUGCAGAGCAACCGCUGCUACCACCGCCAAACUUCCGACCCUUCUUUGCCUUGAUCGAGGACACGACUUCGGGCGAGCACUACCAUCCCUACGUUCACUAUGUCUUCGCCGACGACGAUCCCACCAUUGUCACUGCAGCCUCGAUGCGAGGCUUAGGGCUAGACGACACAAAAUAUCUGCCACAAGAUGCGCCAGCCGGUGGAGAGCGGCGCCAGAAUCAGGGGGGCGAAGAAGGGGAAGAGGAAGAUGACCAAGACCUGCCAGUCGAGUCACCGUUUCCGCCGCCUAUACCAGGCGUCAAGGAACACUACCUUAUUGUCGACGUAGGGGCAGACGGACGUACAAUUGUGGAUGCGCAGUCGCUUUCGCCCGAGUGGCAAAUAACGGACACGGGCGUGCGGACAGCUCCUUCGUUCGACGAGGACUCGCCGGAUCCAGGCUACAUGCUACGAAUCGAAGGCGUCGAGAUACCGCGAAAGAACAAAGGGAAAGGAAAGGGUGAGGCUGGUGUGGACAAGCUGAACGAGGCGAGAGAACAACAGGGUGAUAUUUUCGGGGCCUUGGAAGGGUUGGUGCAAAACAUCGAACGAGGGCUAGGCAUCGCAGGACAAAUCUCUGGUGUGGACCGAAGAGAAAGCAAGGCAGGCAUACCCGCUGAUGUUUGCGAAGAGGAUGCGGAGAAGAUGGCGGACCACGAGCAAUGAUUUCAAUCCUGGGUCAAGAGGCAUUUCAUAACAAAAUGCUGGGCAAAAGUACGCAGUCUAGUCUGCUGUGGACAGGUCACGACUGUGUAAUCUGAAGAUUAACAACGUCCUACAUGACGAAGCCAUGAUUCCAUCAUUGUUCAUCUGUCAUGGUAAGCUGUUGAUGGGAUUCAAUUUCCGUUCAUAUUUUUAUUUAGGGGGAUAUAUAUGGACUUUACAUAUUCCUUCACACUUAGUAGGUAAUGCUUCGGCAGUUCUUAC